Messenger RNA from Brachypodium distachyon (stiff brome), 2956 nucleotides. RefSeq lists its product as uncharacterized. Lineage: Eukaryota; Viridiplantae; Streptophyta; Magnoliopsida; Poales; Poaceae. The record is from RefSeq and is a predicted model, not a curated record. Bases 150 to 2213 code for a protein of 687 amino acids. The transcript has 7 exons.
UCUCUCUCCCCACGUACAUAGGACAGGAGUCUCCUGUGGGGUCAACAAACGCUGCCGCUUCUAGUUUCACUCACGGGCCUUGUUGUCCUCAUCGAUCAUUGCGAGCGUGAACCCUAGCGCGCACUGCGGCGGCGCCAACGAAUCCGACGAUGAAGGGGAGAGCAGGGAGCAAGAGGGCGAAGGGGAGAGGCAACAGAGGUUCGCGUGGCGGUGGGAGAGGGACGCAGCCGGGUCGUGGCGCUGGGAGUGGGGGGAGAGGGACGCCGGGUGAGGGUGAGGACACCGGCACGCCGCCGCAAGCUGCCAAUGUCGGCGGGGACACAGCGCUGGAGCCGGCGGUUCCCGCGACGACUUCAAGUUCCGCGGUUUCUGAGGUCAUGUUUGGUUCGUUUGCUUGUACUAUCACUGCUCUGAACACAUCGCCAAGACAGGGGUCGCCGGGGUUCAUCUUAUCAACAGCAGCGCCAGCAAACACCCCCACCCCCGCCACUGGGCAUGUGCAAAGCCCGGCAUCCCCACCGCAGCCCUCAACAGCAGCGCCAGCAAACACCACCCCCAUCCCCGCCGCUGGACAUGUGCAAAGCCCGGCAUCCCCACCGCAGCCCUCAACGGCAGCGCCAGCAAACACCACCCCCAUCCCCGCGGCUGGACAUGUGCAAAGCCCGGCAUCCUCACCGCAGCCCUCGCCACCACCGCUCUUCUUAACGCCUCCAUCUUCCAGCCCGCCGUCGUAUUUGAGUACAGCGCAAACGAGUCAACAUCUCCCAACUGCUAACGGCUUCCUGAGCUACAUGGAGAGAUACUGCUGCGAUGUGCCUUCACAGUUAUGGAAAUACGGAUCAUUUCGUCUGGUGAUAAAAUUUGUCGACCUCAAAAGAAACGACAAGAGCCUGGCGUACACCAUCUGCAACUGCAACAGUCAGCAACGUCACAGUUUGGGUCUUUAUUUGAAGUCAGCCGUGAGAAGAUUCUUCCUACAACCGUUCAGUGAUCUUAAUUUGAGAGAAAAAAGAUACACCGAACAACAGCUGAGGGAGAAAUUAGCCCAAGAUACGGUUUUCGCAGUGGAAGGGAUGCCCCAAAGCAUAUGCCCAUUGGAUGCAUUUUUGCAGAGUAAGGUCAGUAAAAUGAUAGAUGUAAACUUGGUAGGCAAAUACCAAGGUACAAUUGUGAAGCCCUAUACGUGGAAGGUUGCCAACCUGGAGGAAAAAGGACGACACACAUACAGUUUUAUCAUCAAGUAUCUCACGGACAGCCAUAAGAAUGGUCAUUGCUGGAACGGAGAGUGGUCAAUUAAGGACUGGGAAGUCAUCAACUCCAUGAAGGUAAACAAGCAUUGGGAAAUUACCCCAUUAACUGAGUUUAGGUUAUGCAAACCUCCCUCAGCAUAUGACAUGUCAUCUGGGCUGAAUGAUUUGCUGGCAGUCGUACAUAAGCUCAUUCCAGUGUGUCAUUUCUCGGCGCCAAAACAAUUUCUUCACAACCCCCCAUCUCCGGGGUCUGCAAAGUUAAACAAGAUCUAUAAACCAGUAUUCUGCCAGAACUUCGUGGACGAAAUAGAAAACAUGUCUCUGGAGGUUAAUUCCAUAGCUCAAGUUAACUCAAUCCCAGCAGCUGGCCAAGUCCCUCCAACCAAAGAGGAAUACGAUGAAUGGGUUGUUACUGUUCUUCACCACCCUUUCCUCAUGCACUAUCUCGCCAGUUCAAAUCUGGAGGUUGAGUGGUAUUACGAGAUUAAGAACCAGAAACUUCAUAGAGAGCAUUCUUGGAGAAAAGUUCUUUACGAUACCUUCCAUCCGGUGCUGCAUUCUCAGGCCAUGGGGCCCCCACCCCCAUGGACAGAUGUUUUUAUGGCACCAGAUUGGAAUAACCAAACACAUGAAGCGUUGGAUAAAGUUUUUUGGUUUGGCCGUAUCCGUUUGGAUGUGGACCCCUCGGACCCCAAAAAGCCGCAACCCUUUUUGAACAAUGUUAGAGAUGCAAAUAAGUACCACCGGAUGGUGAUCCAUCAUGGCAUGGACCAUACAGAAUUGAACCAAAAACAGAGUUUGAAGCAAUUCAAGUUAGAAUUGGCAAUGUUAGCGGCGGUGCAAGACGAAAAUCGGUUGCCUCGAAUGAUAAAGUUGAUGUUUAAGCAUAAGAAGAUCAAUGUUGACGAGUUUCAAAGAGAAUGGAAGAUCUACGUCGCCACUCGUACUGUGAUUUUUAACUAACAUUUUAAUAUUAUGAUGACUUCCAGUCCUUCUUAGUAAAGGUUCCAACGCAAACAGGUUGGUCAUGAUUGUAGACAGGAUGUCAUCGCUCUCCCAGUUUUUUCUCUACAGAGGGACAUAGUUGAAGCUAUCGGAUUAAACUCUCUAUCUAUUUCCUGAUUGCGUCUUGCCCACUGGACGAGAGCGAGGCAUAAUUGAGUUCUCGCCCGCGUGUUGAGCAACAUUUUGUGAGAUGGGCCGAUUGUCAGCUUCAUGACUUUGAUUCUCUGUCAAAGAUGGUUGAUCCUUCUAUUCGCGGAGAGUUUUCUGAAAAGAAAGUGUUGUCAGUGCACUCAGUACCGCCCUAGGAGGCGCGCCCCAGCAACUAGUUAUCAGAAUAGCACAACAGUAACAAUCAUGCGGGUAGUAUGUUUAUUUUCUAUCGAAUAUCUUGAUUGCAGCAGAAAACUCUGCACAAACAAAGGAUUAAAUUUCAGGCUUAAUGAGUUGGUCAUAAUUUUAGGGAAUGAACAAGGUUGAAUAAAACCUAAUCCACCAGGUUUGAGCAAUGACAAAGCACGAACAACUGACAAGCAGAUGACACGCAGAGUUCAAAACAGGUGCUAGUGAUGAGACCCCAUAGCUAACAUUAAUCUUAAGCGACACCCAAGUGAAUCCGUUAGCAUCUUGCUAAACAAAAGACACAGGAUAAUCUAAGUGUGCACAAAUGUCAAGCAGCCAAAAGGCAUCAGAUAGUCCAAUCA